This is a messenger RNA of Folsomia candida, 1004 nucleotides long. RefSeq lists its product as uncharacterized. Lineage: Eukaryota; Metazoa; Arthropoda; Collembola; Entomobryomorpha; Isotomidae. The record is from RefSeq and is a predicted model, not a curated record. The coding region runs from base 71 to 925 and encodes 284 amino acids. The transcript has 2 exons.
GUUAUCACGUAAAACCAAGGAGAAGGAAGACUUUCUCCAAAUUCAUCAUCCACCAGCCAAUUAUCACGAUAUGGUUGGGCUAGCCAAGUGUUACAAUCCAUACUGCGAUUGUCAUAUUUUGGAGGAUGAGACCAAGAACCCUCUCCUCGCACGGGACGAACAAGCCAUGGAUCACAUCAUACAAAGAAUGCGUGCCGACCAGGAAGAAUUUCGCCCAUCUUUGCUACGACUUCUCGACCAACGGGACCAGAAAGAGGGUAGUUAUCAACUACGAGAAGAUAACAGUGUCACAAGAAAUAUGCAAGAAGAUGAUGCAGACGAAAUUUUUGGUGGAGCUUGGACUGAAGCGUCAUCAACAACACAAGAAGAUUUCACUCCAAAAUUUAGGUUUCAUGAAGUCAGUUCUGGUCAAAUUGGUCAUGGACAUCACAGCGAUCACCACGCCUUGAGGGACAUUUGUUCUCGUGGACGACUCUUUGAAUGGGACGAAUCGUCUGUCCAAUUCCUGCUCAAACCCAACAACAAGGCGACGGCGGGGCAGCCCCCAAGCGAUGUGAACGACAGGGGCGGAAUUGUGAGUAAAAUUGGAUGGGGUAUAAAUGAUAUCACAACUGAUGAUGAAACAAGUGAAGCUGCCUCUUUUGAAUAUAAACUGAUUGACCACCCAAAACUCGUUGGCGAUGAUGACGACGAGUUUUUGGAAGACGUUGGUGAUGAAGAUGAUCAGGAUUACGACGACGACGACAAUUCUGGGGAAGAAGAAGUUUUAGAAAAUAGCGAGGAUGAGGAAAAUGAUGAUAAUAACGAUGUACCAGCCGGUGUAAAUCAAAAUGUCCAUGCACAACAUAACGAUGAUGUUGACGAAGAAGCACGACAGAGAACAAGUGGAGGUGGCGACGGGGGUAGACCGCCGCCACAGCAUUAAUAAUGACCAAAAUAUUAAAAAACACGAGUAAAACACAGAUACAGGCGAUAAUACAUAAUAAGUAUGAAGUAAGUGAGUU